This is a messenger RNA of Chenopodium quinoa (quinoa), 4165 nucleotides long. RefSeq names its product protein PLASTID MOVEMENT IMPAIRED 1-RELATED 1-like. Lineage: Eukaryota; Viridiplantae; Streptophyta; Magnoliopsida; Caryophyllales; Amaranthaceae. The coding region runs from base 227 to 3742 and encodes 1171 amino acids. The record is from RefSeq and is a predicted model, not a curated record. The transcript is spliced from 3 exons.
AUAAAACAAUUUCAAUUUUGAAAGAGAAGCUCCUCCAUUUUCUCUCUCCUCCUUGUCAUUUUCUCGACGCAUUUUCAAUACAAAAAUACCUUCUUCUUCUUUGUCUGAAAACCCCCAAACGCUAACUCAACCCAAAAUUCCUUCUUUCUUCUUCCUCAAGAUCUAAUAAUGGCGGAGGAACUUUAAUCUUAACUUCGCAACAUCGUCAUUCAACUUCAGUAGGAUCAUGACGUCACGAGAUGCUGCUAGAUAUAAAAGAACUGACGAUUCCAGUAAGGGGAAGUUGUUAAAUGAAAUUGAAAGUAUUAGCAAGGCACUCUAUUUGGACAGGAAUCCGUCAAAAAGCUCCUCUUCUGCAGCUAGAAGUCUGCCUAGAACAGUUGAUAAGAAUAAUGUAUUGGUGCCCAAUCCAACAUCAAAGCAUGGCAGUGAUGUCCCUUCAACCAAGGAGAAGAAGUCGAUUUGGAAUUGGAAACCUUUGAAGGCUCUUUCCCAUGUCAGAAAUCGAAGGUUUAAUUGUUGCUUUAGUCUUGAAGUCCAUAAAAUUGAAGGGUUGCCCUCUAAAUUCAAUGAUACUAACAUUUGUGUUCACUGGAAGAGAAGGGAUGGAGAAGUAGUCACUAGCCCAAUCAAGGUUAUCGAAGGAGCCGCUGGAUUUGAGGAGAAACUAACUCAUACUUGUUCAGUUUAUGGCAGUAGGAGUGGUCCACACCAUUCUGCCAAGUAUGAAGCAAAGCAUUUUUUAAUUUAUGCGGCAGUUUAUGGGCAUCCAAGGCUUGAUUUAGGAAAGCAUCGUGUUGAUCUCACAAGGCUGCUUCCGCUUACAUUGGAGGAGUUGGAGGAUGAGAAGAGUUCCGGGACAUGGACAACAAGCUUUAAGCUAUCAGGUGAGGCAAAAGGUGCUGUCAUGCAUGUUAGUUUUGGAUAUUUGGUGCUAGGGGAUGGUACUGCUCAUAAUAACAAGAAUAUGCUUCAACUUUUGGACUCAAAGUCAACUGCCAGGAAUCAUGUAAAAUCUAAUCAAGGUGAUGUGAAGAGCUCGAUGAGGCGUGCUGGAAGCCUUCCUUCAAAUUUAAAGUCAUCUACAACAACUCGUUUUAUGGAUGAUGUAAAAGUUCUCCAUGAGGUUCCAUCUUCAAAAAUGUCUGAAUUAUCUAGCUCUGUAAGCAUGCUGUAUCAAAAGUUUGAUCAGGAAGACUCAGACUCCUUGGUUGAGGAUAAGCGUGAAAUUCAAGUGCCUACAGAUGAUGACAAACCUGUAAAGUCAUCUCAUUGCUCUCCAUCAGGUUCUAAUCAGGAAAAUAUGUUGAAUGAUGAGAAUUCUGAGUUUUCGUUUGUUGAGAAGGGGGUGGAAUAUUUGGAGGAGAAGACAACAUUGGUAGAGGAUGGGGCAAAGGUUGUUAAUAAUCAAGAUGUGGUGGAGGAUGGGGCAAAGGUUGUUGAUAAUCAAGAUGUGGUUGAGGAUGGGGCAAAGGUUGUUGAUAAUCAAGAUGUGGAGGAUGGGGCAAAGGUUGUUGAUAAUCAAGAUGUGGAGGAUGGGGCAAAAAUUGUUGAUAAUCAAGAUGUAAUGAGUUCUGAUCUUUCUGUAGUCUACAACGAUGCUGGAGUAUCUUGUCAAAUGGAAGCUGACUUCAAAAGAGAUGAAAAUGUAACAAAUGAUUCCAACUCCGCAAAAAAGAGUAUGUGCACCAAAGAAUCACUUCUAGAAGAUCUGGAGUCAGUUUUGAGCAAUGUUGCUGACCUUGAGAAAGAAGGAUUAGACACCCCAGAGGCCAAAAGUGAAUCGAGUGAUCAGGAAAACCAGAAUGAGGAUGAGCCAAACAUGGUAACGCCUUCAGUUAGCUUGGAUGACCUUGCAGACACUGUUGCUGAUGAAUUUCUAAGCAUGCUUGGAAUAGAAGAUUCUUCCUUUGCCCUUGAUUCUGAAACAGAGCCUGAGUCUCCAAGAGAGCGUCUCUUGAGAGAAUUCGAAAAGGAAGCAGAGGCUAGUGGUUGUUCGUUAUUUGGUUUUGAUAUUGAUGAAGAGGAAAUGGAAGAUUAUGACUAUUAUGCUCCCACUAUUUCUGGGUGGGAGGAGUAUUCUGAGGAUUCUGCUUUCUUAAGAGUAGAUCAGCAUGAAUAUCCCAAGAUUAGGGCCAAAGUUAUGGAAGAUUUGGAAACACAAGAACUUAUGCAAGAAUGGGGCUUGGACGAGAUGGCUUUCCAGAGCUCUCCACCAGACAGUAGAGGUGGAUUUGGCAGUCCUAUUGAUCUCCCUCCUAUAGAAUCCUUACAGUUACCUUCCCUUGGAGAAGGCUUAGGUCCAUUUGUUCAAACCGAGACUGGAGGAUUUUUGCGAUCCAUGAACCCUAACCACUUUACGAAUGCCAAGAGUGGUGGCAGCCUAAUCAUGCAGGUAUCUAGUCCUGUUGUGGUUCCUGCUGAGUUGGGGUCUGGGGUAAUAGAUAUAUUACAGAAUUUGGCUUCAAUAGGACUUGAAAAGCUAUCUGUGCAAGCCAGUAAGUUAAUGCCUUUGGAAGAUAUCACUGGAAGAACAAUGCAACAAAUAGCUUGGGAAGCUGCACCUCAUGUGGAAGUGUCUGAAAGCCAAUAUAUGCUUCAAGAUGAGCGAAGAGAUGGCCUUCAUGUAUCUGAUGGAAAUAAACAAGUUAAACAACCUUCUUCUGGCCGGAAAUCUAAAAAAACUAGUGCAAGCUUGUAUUCUGAUGAGGCACAGUCAGAAUUUGUAUCUUUAGAAGAUUUAGCACCAUUGGCAGUGGAUAAGAUUGAAGCACUAUCAAUUGAGGGUUUGAGAAUACAGUCUGGCAUGUCAGAUGAGGAGGCACCUUCAAACAUCCAUGCUCAGUCUAUCGGGGAAGUCUCAGCUGUUGAAAGGAAAGGUAUAACUUCCAUUGCGUCGAUGGGUUUGGAGGGAGCUGCAGGAUUGAAGCUAUUAGCCCUUGAGGACAGUGGGGUUGAUAGCGAUGAUGGGCUAAUGAGUUUAUCUUUAACGUUGGAUGAAUGGAUGAAGCUGGAUUCUGGUGAAAUUGACGAAGAUGAGCGACUAAGUGAGAGGACUUCAAAGCUUUUAGCUGCCCACCAUGCCAAAAGCACAGAUUUAAACAUGUUUGGGAGGAAGGGAGAUAAAAAGCAGGGUAAAGGUUCUGGAAGGAGGUGUGGCUUAUUGGGUAACAAUUUCACUGUUGCCUUGAUGGUCCAACUUCGUGACCCCUUAAGAGACUAUGAGCCAGUUGGCACUCCAAUGCUUGCUCUGAUUCAAGUGGAAAGGGUUUUUGUUCCUCCGAAGCCAAAGAUAUACAGCACAGUUUCUGCACCAAAAGACAGCAGUGAUGAAGAUGAUCUUGAGUCAGUUACCAAGGAAGAGAAGAAGCAGGAGCCUGAAGAGAAAAUCCCGGAACAGGACUUUAUUCCUCAGUACAAAAUCAGUGAGGUGCAUGUUUCAGGUUUAAAAUCUGAGCCUGGUAAGAAAAAGCUGUGGGGCAGUAGUGCGCAACAGCAAUCAGGAUCACGUUGGUUGCUUGCAAAUGGCAUGGGGAAGGGGAAAAAUUCAUUUAUGAAACCUAAGAUUGCUGCCAAAUCUUCAUUGCCAGCCACAGUUGCAUCUCAACCAGGAGAUACCUUAUGGAGUAUUUCUGCUAAGUUUCAUGGCAGUGGAGCCAAAUGGAAACAAUUAGCUGCACUUAAUCCGCAUAUCCGAAACCCAAAUGUUAUACUUCCAAAUGAAACCAUCAAGCUUCGAUAAGUGGAAUGUGGAAUUUAGUGUGACAUCUGGACUUGAUAUUCCACAUGAGGCAUUUCUUUUUUUGCCUCUUUCUGCCUAUCGUUGGAGAGGAGCGAUUCUAUGAGAUUAUCUGUUGUGCGGGAAAUUCUUAUACCCCUGGAUUAACUUAUACAAAUGCAAAACAGUGUGAAUUAGUGUACAUUGGUUAUGAUGUAAAGCCAUAGAUAUAGAAAAUAGGUGUGGGGAAUUGUUUUUCCGAUGAAAUGUGAUGAUGGCAAAUGUCUUGUGUGUAUGAGAACAGCAGCCUUUUUGGUAGAUUUGGGCCAUUGGAUUUUAUCCAUUUUUAUUUAUGUCCUGAAAUUUAAUAAAUCCUUAUCAGCUGCAUAUAUUGUUUUAUGUCCUGAAAUAAUAAUAAAUCCUCAUCAGCUGCAUAUAUUGUUUUAA